UGUGUGUGUGCGCGUGUGUGUGUGUGCGCGCGCAGGGCAGCACCCGCCUCGCUGGGGGGAGGAGUGUGGGGCCGGGAGGCUUCUGCCAGCUGAGCUGUCAGGCUGCGCUUCUGGGGGAGCCCCCGGUUGGUGGGGGUCCCUUGGCACGACAACUCAAGGUGGUUGAGGUGGUGGUGCUCCUCUCUGCUCGAUCGCCACAACAGUCCUGUGAGCAGCGAUGCUGGAGGAGCAGCCCCUGCUGUCCUCGGCCAGCCCGGCCCUCCUGGUCGCCGCCGAAGAGCCCUCGUCCUUCGGGCACGGCAUCCUGAUGGCUCUGGGCAAGGUCCUGUUUGCGGCGCUGCCUGUCGCCGGAAUCGCCAUCGGGGCCACGUACCUGGGCCAGUGUCCCCGGCAGCCGCUCCUCCCCGUCUACCUGGUCGUCCUGGGCAGCGUGGUGCUGCUGCUGCUGCUCCUCAGCUGCACCCCCUGUGAGGACGGCACUGGCCAGCCCAGCGCCUGCGCCCGCUGCUGCCAGGGCUCCUGCAUCCUCUUCCUCUUCUGCUGGUUCAUUGCCGGCAACGUGUGGAUCUACCCCAUCUACCCGCCAGACUACGAGGACCCCGGCCACCCCCGCUUCUGCCAGCAAGUCCUCUUCCUCUUCGCGUUCGGCAUCACCACCAUGGUCCACGCCACCCUGGCUGUGGUGCUGUUGCUCACCCUCUGCAUCCUUGCAGGCGUGUUUGGUGCUGUCCUGCCCUACGGUGGCCAUGGCGAUCGCGGGGGCCCAUAGCUGUGGGGUGCUGUGUGUGUGUGUGGGGGGGGAUAGCCAAGGGC
This is a messenger RNA of Varanus komodoensis (Komodo dragon), 813 nucleotides long. Its product is annotated as transmembrane protein 272-like. Lineage: Eukaryota; Metazoa; Chordata; Lepidosauria; Squamata; Varanidae. The record is from RefSeq and is a predicted model, not a curated record. The transcript is spliced from 6 exons. The coding region runs from base 218 to 769 and encodes 183 amino acids.